Molecule: messenger RNA, 1292 nt
Organism: Aspergillus caelatus
Lineage: Eukaryota; Fungi; Ascomycota; Eurotiomycetes; Eurotiales; Aspergillaceae
Product: WSC domain-containing protein
Exons: 2
Coding region: 539-1072 (177 amino acids)
Cellular component (GO): plasma membrane
Source: RefSeq, a predicted model, not a curated record
UUCAUUCUCACAAUAAAGCUUGCUCAUUUGAUUUAUCCUAACUUACUGCAGUUGCUUUGGAUUUAUGUCCGGACCCUGUUGGAGAUGACUGGCCCCACCAUGUCUUUGAAACAAGGUAGCAAUGACAUGGUGAUCUGCAGAAUGGUAUCCCCCUAGUGACAUUCUAUUUAAGGCGGCAUUAUGGCUAUGCUAAACUAGGAUUGAAGAAGAAAAAGAUGACCCCGGUUAAUGUAACAUAGGGCUAUUGUUAGACUUUCGGGGGGUGCUCAUUGGCGCAAUCGAGCUGCUAGACUCCGCGACUAGAGGCCGCCGGCUAUCGCUUGGAGCCCCCAAAGCAUCGCAAUACGCUGGGUUUCUCGAUAAAAUAUGGAGUUCGUUUUAGCGAUGUUAGCAGGUUUGGGGGCCGUCUCCACUAUCGUCGGCCUUGUAUGGAUUUAUUCUUAACCAUCUCUCCCUCUCUUUUUCGCCUUUCCAUCAUACUACAUACAUUAUUAUCCUUCAAUACCAUACCAGCUUGAGAUCAAACAGUUCCGGAAAAAUGAAGCUCUUCUCAGUCUCGGCCGCCUACCUGGCCAUCCCCAUGGCCCUGCUCGUCUCCGCCCAGACGGAGCCAACAACCCAAGUCGGCUGCUACACCGACAGCGCCAAUUUUGAAAACAAGGGCCCAUACACGUACCAGAGUCCAGGAUAUUGCGCCAAGCUCUGCGGCAAGGUGAAGGCACCGUAUAUGGCUCUGCAUGAUGGUACCGAAUGCUGGUGCGGUACUGCGCUGCCGGACAAGAGCUCUCUCCAGUCGGACGACAAAUGCAACAAAUCGUGUUCCGGAUGGCCCGAUGAUAGUUGUGGUUCUGAUAAGGCGUGGUCUGUUUAUCAACUUUCCGUCAAUGCGAAGGAAGUGACCGAGUCUGCGUCGGCUUCCACCAGCCUUGCAAGCGCUACCCCCGGAUCGAACAGCACUGCGUCUGCCACUAAGUCGGGAAGUGCAUCCCAGAGUGCCUCUUCGGCGAGCGCUACUCCCACGACUUCUACCUCGGCUGCGACUCGUCGGUUCAAACUUCCUUUUUUCCUGUAAUAUAGGAGCGCUGGACCAGUUUCUGACGAGGUUCUUUUGCUUGGGGUAUUUAUUUGAACGGUGGCUGAUCAGCCUGGAGCUGCUCAGCCUUGAAUCAGCUGUAAAACUAGUAUACCACUCCGUUUGAAAUUUGUCCAACAAUUAAAAUACAUCACCAUCUCAGAGACCAUAUGCAGGUGAUCUUAAAAGACAGAAAUUGAAACACUGUACAAACAGCCAA